GGGAGCUGUCACAAAAAUUUGAAGUCCAAUCUGGAUUAAAGCAGGGUGAUACAAUGUCUCCUAUACUAUUUAAUUUAGCACUUGAAAAAGUUAUUAGAGAUAUAUCAGUAAAUCAUGAAAUGGAGCUGAAAGGCAAAAAUGUAAUGCUAGCGUACGCUGACGACAUUGUUAUUAUAGGUGAUACAGAAAACGAUGUAGUUGAGGCUACAGAGAAAGUAACAGAGUCCAGCCACAGAAUGAACCUAACUAUCAAUAAGGAAAAAAACCAAAUACCUGAUAAUGUCUAGACGUUCAGUAAAUAAAACAGCACUAAAAGUGGGCCCUUACUCCUGUGAACAAGUGGAUGAGUUUAAAUACCUUGGAGUAAACGUAAUCACAAAAAAUAAUAUGCAUAGUGGGAACCAAUUGAGAAUAAAUAUUGUGAAUAAAGCGUAUUUUGCCAUGAAUAAGAUGCUAAGCUCUAAACUUUUGUCCAAAGAAACAAAAGAGAAACUGUAUACUUCUUUUCUACGUCCCAUAGUAAUGUAUACAUGUGAGACAUGGUCUACGACACAAGGAGACGAAGAAAAAUUACUUACCUCCGAAAGGAAAUUCACGGACCUGUUUGACUUAAAAAUGGAGAAUAUGAGAAAGAAAAAUAAAGAUCUGGAAAUGUUAUUUAACAAGCCGAAUAUAAGAUUAUUCUUGAAGGCAAAGCGCUUGGAAUGGGCUGGCCACGUCUGGCGAGCUGACGAAAAUAUUAUAAAAAAUGUCUUAAUCAGAAAUGUAACAAAAACGCGGCCAAGAGGAAGACCUCGCCAGAGAUGGUUAGACAGGGUAAAAAAGUAUAUUUUAAAUACUGACAAUUCAAAACGACAAGAUGACGCAAUGGACCGGAAUGGAUGGAGAAACUUGGUGGAAGCAUGCAAAAGGCCUUAA
Molecule: messenger RNA, 918 nt
Organism: Cinara cedri
Lineage: Eukaryota; Metazoa; Arthropoda; Insecta; Hemiptera; Aphididae
Source: the annotation of a GenBank genome assembly